ACAGAUUAAGAUUGAACCGCUCGCUCGACCAUAAGACGUUUUUUUCGCACAUUCCGAACGCCGGUUGGAGCACAUGCACGGCGGCCAGCACCGGCGCCGACGAACGACGACCAUCGACGAUGACUGUCGGCCAAUCACAGAACGCAUAGUCAUCGCAUACGUGGUCAAGCACUGUUGGGCGACUCGGCCUGCAUGCGCGAAGCUGGUUCAAUGUUAACCUGGUCUGAGUGUAGUUUAAUCUCGCCUGCCUCGUGUGCCCGUCACGUGUUCUAUACAGUGUUUGACGGUUUUUAUAACUCAUCUAAAUCAAUCAUUUUUCAACUCUCUACCACAGUUACAAGAAGAAAUGGAAACAUUGCCGUCAGAGAUAAUCACUCAAAUACUGGAAUACUUGCCAUUUGAUGAUCGACGAGAACUGGCUAGGGUCAACAAAGUGUUUUAUCAUGCUUCAUCUCACCCAGUAUUCUUAAAAAAAGAGUUACUUAAUUAUGAACAAUAUAGAGUCAAUUUGAAUAACUUUAACGAUUUCAAAAAUAUGUUGUUGAAAUCAAGAAGAAAAUUGUUAUACUUGAAAUUUGUUCAUUUAACUUUUUUAGAUUUAACCAUUUUCACAAGCUUAGGGAAUCACAUUAUAUCACUAAGUGUUAUUGAUUUGGUUUUGCCAAAUGAUUCAUUUCUAGAUGCUAUUACACAAUGUUGUAGUAAUCUCGAAAAACUAGAACUUAUAGAUGUGAUGAAUUUGAUUUUAACUAAUAACGACCGUAAACCAAUACUUAAGUUGUGCAGUUUGACUUUAAAUAAUAUUAAAAUAUCUGAUAGAGGAUUUAAUCUAAUUUUGAAACUUGCUCCAAAUUUAAAGGAUUUAAGUAUUCUUGAUUGUCAUUUAGUUGGUACAAACUCAGUCAUGAAAAGGGUUUAUCCCCACAGCAGUAAUUAUAUUGAUUGUUCAUUUACCAAGUACAAUUCAAAUGAUAUUUUUUCGGGGGAAAAUAUUUUACACCAUUUAAAUAAUUUUGUUCGCUUAAAUAGCCUUAGGUUAAAUGAUUGUAGUAGUAUAUUUUAUCGGAUUCAACCCAUACAACUUGAAAUUAAAUCAUUGUCGUUGAAUGUUUUUGAAACAAUUGAGAGUCUUUUUAAUCCCGAAUACCUCAUCGACUAUGAAAAAUUAAAGUUAGUAUUACGUCAAUAUAUAUUUUUAGAACAAUUAGAAAUAUUUGGCUUACCCGUUGAAAUGUUGUCAAUUGUUUCUGAACUAUAUAAUCUUCGACACUUGACAUUAAGUUAUACUAUUAAUGAUUCAAAUUACCUCGAUUCUGGCAAAUAUCUUAAAUCAUUAGUGGAAUCGUUUAAAAAUAUGAAAUAUAUCAGGACAUUAUCAUUAAAUUAUAGAGGUUUUCUUUCUGAUCUAGAUAUUGAUUCUGAACUUCCAAUAUAUCCGUUUCUGGAAUGCACACUGAAGUCUCUCACAUCAUUAGACUGUUCUCUUGAUUCAAAUCUAGGGGUAUUGAAAUUUGGUAAAAAUUUAACAAAUUUACGAAUAAGAAAUGGUGAUAUUCUUAAAGUCGAAGAUUUACAACUAUUAUUCAGAAAUCUCACUUAUUUAAAGCAUUUGUGGGUUGAAAAAUGUUCUGUAUUAAAUGAUGAAAUUUUUAUUAAACUGCCAAUAUCUAAUCUAAAAGAAUUGAUUACUUUACAUAUAAUACCAUCAAAUAUUUCACACCGAUGCUUGCGACACAUUACAAAUUCAAGAUUAAAAGUUUUGUACCUCACUGAAAUGUCAUUAGAACCGUGUUCAACGAAGGCAGAAUUAAAUGAAUUCAAACAUAGUAUAGAAAUUUUGAGUCAUGCUGUACCCAAGUUAACUCAACUCAAGAUACCUGCACAACGGAUGAGUAUGGAGAUAAUUAAACGGUCCGAUAAUUCAAUUUAUUUUGAAACUAAUUUUAUGGAAUUACUGAAAACUUAUUUUAAGAGGCUGAAGAUUUUGAAACUUUUCUACUAAUUUUAUAGUAAAUUUAAGGAACAUAAUAUUCAAAAUAUGUAUUAUUAAUGUACAUGUUAUUGGUUAUUAUUUUAAGUUUUUAAUUAUUAUAUACAAGCGGUUUACUCGGCGGGUUUUAUGGUAGCUGCUUAUAGUUAUAUAAGUUAAUAAUUGCAUACUAAUACAUCAAAGAAUAAACUUAUAACUAUUGCAGUAUUAAAAAACACAAAUAGAAAAGACCUUAUUUAAAAAAAAAUUGGCUUAUGAAGACUGGUAAGUGCUAAUUCAAAUCAUAUCUCCAAAAAUGUAGCAGUUUUUUAGUUUUUCAUUGAUUUUUUAAAUUGUUAAUCAACUAAAAAUUUUUGUUUGCAAUAAAAUUUCAUAAAUGUUACAUCAAAUUAAUGUAGUUUAGAUAAUGAGAUAUUUGAUUAAUAUUAUAUAUAUUGUGUUCUUAGCUCUUAUCCAUAAAAGUCACUGUAGAAAAUAUAUUUUAAGUAUUUUGAUGUUAUUAGCAUUAUGUUAGUUUCAAACAUUAAGCUUGAAUAUUUAUUGAUGUAGUAUUCAGGUAGUAUCAUUAUAGUUAGUUAUGAAUUAUUCUGUAUGUAAAGUUAUUGUAUUGACUAUUGAAUAGUUUUAAGUAAAACUUGUUUACGUGUAUAAUAUUGUAGAAUGUUUUUCUUUGUACUAUGCUAUAAUAAGUAGGUACCUAGUUAAUAGUAUUUACUAUUUUAAGGUUAAAAUAAAUACAC
This is a messenger RNA of Acyrthosiphon pisum (pea aphid), 2730 nucleotides long. RefSeq lists its product as uncharacterized. The record is from RefSeq and is a predicted model, not a curated record. NCBI's taxonomy places the organism in Eukaryota, Metazoa, Arthropoda, Insecta, Hemiptera, Aphididae. Gene Ontology annotation, molecular function: protein binding. The transcript is spliced from 4 exons. Bases 347 to 2002 code for a protein of 551 amino acids.